UUGAAACUGUUAAAGAGCUCACGUAGAGGUGGAGAGUCUCACCCCACUAUACUUCUGCAAAAUCUAAGGUUUCUCUUUCAUAGGCUUAAAAAUAAGUCUUGCCCUGCCCCACCUAGGCAGCUGUGACUAACUUGAAGAAGAGAAGCAAACCAAACAUUCUGAGCCUGCGACUGAUCAUCUGCCUCUGUUCAAAAUAGGAGCCCAACACAAACACCUGAAAACAUGGUGGUAGACCUUCUCAGGUACUUUCCUCUCCUAUUGCUGCUGGGUCUGUGGGAGCCGAUGUGUCUACUUUGUGUUCAGCCUAAGGGUCUCUCCAGGACGCGCUGGUUUGAAAUUCAGCACAUACAGACAAUCCCUCGGCCGUGCAACACAGCCAUGCGAGGCAUCAACAAUUAUACCCAACACUGUAAACAGAAAAACACCUUUCUGCAUGAAUCUUUCCAGAAUGUGGCUGCUACCUGCGGUUUGCACAAUAUCACCUGCAAGAACGGUCGGAAGAACUGCCACGAGAGUGCAAAGCCUGUCAAAAUGACUGACUGCUCACACACUAGAGGAGCCUAUCCUAACUGCCGCUACAGUAGUGAUGUCCAAUACAAAUUCUUCAUUGUGGCCUGUGAACACCCAAAGAAGGAAGACCCUCCCUACCAGCUGGUGCCUGUGCACUUAGAUAAGAUUGUGUAAGGCUAGCUCUUUUCUUCUGUUUGUCACGGGUUCUCUUAAAGUUUAUCCUACUUUGCCUUUUCCUCCCACAGAAAAGUGAAGGUAUUGGAAGAAUUAAGAUGCCUAAGCUAUCAAAAUGGAUUUUAAAAAAAAAAAAAGUGCAUGGGUUAUAAUGCAUGUAGCUCAGUAGAUGAGCACUUGCUUAGUGCACAGAGGUCCCUUGGCUCAAUCAUCACACUACACCCCCACCAAAAUAGAAAGAAAGUAGAUUAUUUCUGCUCUCGGGUUACCGUUGUUGAAGGAGGAAUAUAUGAAAAGUAUAACGAAGGAGCAAGCCUCUGAACAAUGUCCUGCAAUUUUUUGAGUCAAGCUUUAUUGUACUAUGCUCAUAGGGGGAAAAAAGCAUUUUCUUUUUUAAUAUAAUGAGUGUUAAUUUUGCUGGUUUGUUUGUUUGUUGUGUUUUGACAGGGUCUGAUUUGGUCAGGGUGGGCUCAACAUCACUAUGUAACUAAGAAUAGUUAUCAACUCUUAUUAAAUCAUUUUGUCUU
Molecule: messenger RNA, 1211 nt
Organism: Mastomys coucha (southern multimammate mouse)
Lineage: Eukaryota; Metazoa; Chordata; Mammalia; Rodentia; Muridae
Gene: Rnase6
Product: ribonuclease A family member k6
Exons: 2
Coding region: 223-684 (153 amino acids)
Biological process (GO): defense response to Gram-negative bacterium; antibacterial humoral response; innate immune response
Molecular function (GO): nucleic acid binding; RNA nuclease activity
Source: RefSeq, a predicted model, not a curated record